AUGGCUUUGGAGAGACAGAAAAUAAGUCCAUUCUUCUGCUUCUUUGAACCGACCAGUCGCUCCUUGAUGAAGCUCCGAAUUCUCGUCAUCAUCCUAAUCCCGGGGACUUUGGCUCAACUCUAUGGCUCCCAAAUAGCCGGGCUCCUCUUCAAUUGCCCUGAGCUGGCCGAGUACAUGCCUGAGGGCGCAAAAGGUGCCGAGGUUUUCGGAUUCGAGAAAUACGGAGACCCGCAUCUCCAGAAUUACACGUUCGACUUCGAGAGAAGAGUAUGGGGUGCUUCACGGUGAGUGUUCUUUUGGCUUUUGAAAUUCAGCCGAAUUCGAAAUUAAAAAUCAAAAAAAAUUGUGAUUUCAGCCCUGACCGUUUGGACCCAGAGGCUACGACCGAUCACUGGGCGUUCUUUUCCUUUGAGUUUGACCGAACCAGAAUUGCAGUUUUGCAAAAGCUUAGAGGGUAAGUAUUGACCAAAACGGAGUGGCCCACUCUCAAAAAAGAAUUUUUCCGACCUAGCAGCUUGCGCCCUGGUUUCCACGCAGACUGCGAAUAAAAAAUGGGAAAUGUUUGUUCUCUUUUCAGAAUUAUGGGAUAUAUUGCAAUUAUAAUGUACAUUGGACAAUCAAUUGUCAAUUGCUUCGCCACCAUUGUAAUCUCGAUCGCUUCGCGAUCGACAAGAAGCCAACCGAGCGCUUUGCGCUCGGAAAAAUCCAGCCGAGCAGGGACGGUCAGCGGGCCGGGCUCAAAAACGGAAAUUUGCCAAGCGGGCCGGGCCCGUCGACGGCCGGGCCUGGGGUUUUUCUCCGCGCGGCCCAUCUAUAUUACAAUGCCAAACCAUCCCAAACUAGGCGCAGUCGCUGAGUCUUCUAUAAGCGGCGCUGCACGGGCCGGGCCUGAAAAAUGCCUAGACGGGCCGCGGCCCGGUCCUAAAAAACGGCCCGCUGACCACCGCUAGCAGCAUUUUUGUUUUAUCCUUAAUUGGGCGCAGUUUGCCGCGCCUGCAAACGGAAUUGUCUGGGCGCAUGCUGCUAGGGUGUUUUUCGAGAGUGGGCCACUUUGCGGAAGUUGUACCUGGGAAAAUAAAGAAUAUCACUCCAAACAUGAUUAGGUUAAUGAAUAAGUUGCCACUUAUUCAUUAACAACUUCAUAUUGCUACUAUAUUGGACUAAUCUGGGCUAAUUUUAUAAAUACCCGAAUAUACCCGAGAUUUCGGGUAUUUACCCGGGUAUGCAAGAACAAAAAAAAAUUUUUUUUUGUUUUUUAUAUUUUUUAACAUUUUUUUUUUUUGUUUUGAGGAAGGUUUAUUUCUACUGGCGAGACGACCCUGACCAUGGCCUUCUUAAUCUCCACGAUGAUGUUAGACAGCUUUUUCAAGAAUACCUUGUGAUCGGCACCGAUAUUUAUUUUUGGCUCUGGAUGUGGCAUUAUCGAUAUGGUGAUCAACAUAUUUUUCACGGACGGUCAAUGCCAAGAUUUGAUUAUUUUAUUACCCCACCCUACGGGAUUUAUAACAACGUAAAGUUCUAUAACGAGUCUUCGUUAAUCUACAUAUCCGAAGUGGAUACUAUGUAUCAUUUGGAGACCAAUCUUUGUCGUCGGCUGUUUCGUGUUAGGGCUUGGCAUCGGCUCAGAUCGAGGGUGAGCAAAUUUUAGGAAUUUUUCUUUUAUUUUUUUGCGUCGUUUUCAGAACAUAUUCAAAGAUGGACAAGAACAAUGCGUCAAGGGUGCUGGAAUUUUUGCCAGAGCCAAGUUAGAUAAAAGGUAUCCGUUGGUAAGUUGUUUUCUUUUACAGUUUUGAAAGCCUUUACAAUGUUUAGGGUAAGUUCGCAUGGCUCGGAGCAAACUGCUCAGCAAAGAUAUUUGGAGAUGUCGCAGUGUAUUACCACGCGCACAUCCGUUUUCUCUCCCAAGCGCCUACGGUGGGUGGAAAUGAUUUUUAUUUUUUAUCAGCUGUCGGGAAAAUAACGGAUAUUUUUUUGUCGCACAGUGCAACUUUUGCGACACAUUUGUUUUUUCUCCGCACUGUGCAAAGUUUCCUCCGGAACUAUUUAUUUUCGUUGUACGGUGCGGACUUUUUUUUUCGUUUUUUUUUGUACAAUGCAGUUUUAGCGACGUUUAGUUUUGUGUGCGACGCGACGAAUUUUUGACUGCACAGUGCGGGAAAAAAUUAAAAAUAAAAAUUCAAAAUUUUGCUGUUUUUGUAAGUUUUAUUUUCAGAUAUUGGAUCCAAAACCGGCCCCCACAACCACGACUAUCACUACCACGGUAAAUUUUUCCUACCAAUUUUUUUUACUCUUGGGUUUUUUGACCGCACGGUGCAGAAAACGUUACGGUUCAAAUGAUGCUAUAAUUUUUUUUUCAGACCACCACAACAACAACGACGACCACCACCACCACCACGACUAUUACUACUACAGUACCUUCCACGGUAAGUUUAUGGCCGCAAGUUUAUGUUCCCAUUUUUUGCACAAUACAAUUUUUUUUAGACCACCACAACAACAACGACAACCACCACGACUACCACUACGGUAGGUUUACGGGCAUUACCCAAAAAAAGCGACCAUAAAUUUUCACAAAAUUUUUUGCAACUUUGGUAAAAGUAAAAAAUUCAAGAAAUUACUUUUUAACAUUACUACUUAAGCAAAAAAUAAGAAUCAGAGGUAAAAGUUCCUUAUUUUGGCCACAACUUAUAACUUUGCGGAAACUGGUCGGAAUUAGCCUAAAUUUAGCGUAUACGCUCAAUUCAUCGUUGUCAAUGCCCGGACAGUGAAUUUAUUUAGUGAGGUACCUUCUUUUUUACGUACCACCUUACCCUUCAAAAACGGCUGCAGCCUCUGAUUUUACAUUUUAUACGAUGAAACAUGUCCGGAACUAAACUUAUUGACUCCGUAUGGAACUAAAUGAGUCGUCGCAGCCUUCAUAGGUGCCCUUAAAACUAUAGAGCUAUUAUAGUAAUUCAGUGCCAGCUAGGUCGAAGCGUUCUUUCCUUACUUUAGUGCCCAAGCUUGGGCGCAGUUCGCGGAGUACCUUUGUUGUGGCCAAAAUAAGGAACUUUUUCCGCAACUUUUUUAUCUUCAGACCACCACCACAACGACCACCACCACCACCACCACCACGACUACCUCGGUAAGUUUCUGGGGAUUACCCAAAAAAAGCGACAAGAAAUUUUUGAUUCUUCAAUUUGCACCGUGCGAAAUUUGUCACAGCACCGUGCGUUGGAAAUUCCGUUGCACAGUGCAAACAUGUCAUUUUUUUUAGGCGUCAUAAAGUAUUUUGUUCUUUUGUCACUGCACUGCAACGGAAGAACUUUUUCCCGUUUCCGUGGUCGACAGAGUGCACAGUGCACAAAAUAAUGUACUGCACAGUGCGGAAUUUGUCACAAAAUUUUUUGCGAUUUUUUGCACGGUGCAGAAAAAAUACGGAUGAAAUUUUGCUGUACGGUUUAUUUUCAGACUACCACCACAACGACGACAACCACGAUUACCACGACUACCACUCCAACGUCUACCACAGUGACCACUACGGUAAGUUUGUGACUGGGCUCAAAAACUCAAAAUUUUUGCUGUAAUUGAAAGUUUUAUUUAGACAACAACGACGACCACCACCACCACGACUACCACUCCAACAACUACAGUUCCCACUACGGUAUGUUUGUGGCAGAGCUCAAAACAAAAUGCACAGUGCACAAAAAAAUGUAUUGCACAGUGCGGAAUUUGUCACAAAAUUUUUUGCAACUUUUUUUUUGCUACGCGAUUUUUUUGAUUGUAUGGUUGAGAAAAAAAGACAAUUAAAAUUUUGCUAUAAGCUUUAUUUUCAGACCACCACCACAACGACCACCACGACCCCGACGACCACUCCAACAACUACAGUGACCACUACGGUAGGUUUGUGACAGGGCUAAAAAACUCAAAAUUUUUGCUGUAAUUGAACGUUUUAUUUAGACAACAACUACCACCACCACCACGACUACCACUCCAACAACUACGGUGCCCACUACGGUAAGUUUGUGGCAGGGCUCAAAUCACCGAUUUUUCGAAAAUUUGAUUUAUUUACAGACGACCACAACAACAACAACAACGACCACCACAACGACCACCACCACUCCAACAACUACCACCACCACAACUACGGCUGCCACUCCAACAACUUCGUUGACCAAGUCUAUCAGCCCGACGUCCACUAAAGUACCAUUUACUUUAUCGCCCACAAGAACUGAUCCCAAUGCUAAGCCAAGUGGAAGCAAUAUCUCUCUCGUCACCACAGGGUUGCCAGAGCUGGGCAAAGAGUAGGUUGUGUUAAAGUGGCCCAAAAAUUCUUAGAACUUUGUCUUGUGAGUACUUGAGGCUUAGAAAUUUUUCGACGGGGGUUAUAAUAAUUGUUUGCUUUAUUUUUAUUUUUUAUUUUACCGAGGUUAAAAUCUCAUGAAUAAUGUAAUUUUUAUUGUUAUUUUAUCCUAGAUGCUGUGGUCUUACCCAUCAGAGCAAAUGAAAUCGGAUUUUUUUGCAAAACAGAUUUUUUUUUGAAAAUUUCGAAUAUAUCUUAUAAAAACUUAAUAGAAAUUGAUGCUAAAAUCCACCAAGACCCGACAAAUACUCCAUUUUCAGCUCUGAAAAGUUGGUUUUGCCAGCCAACCACUCGACUGCCUACAUUUUCACUGGCUCGCUUCUGGGCUUGCUCGCCAUUAUCCUCCUUAUUUUAUGUCUAAUUGCGCUGGUCUUCCUCUACAGAAGAAGAAAGGAGAAGGUAAAGAAAUGGGCCCAUAAUCGCCACUGGAUUUUUUAGAAAGCAAGGAAAAUGAAGAGAAAGUUGAAUGAUCGUUUUACGACGACGGGAACCUCGACAAACGCGAGCCGUACUAAUGUGACGACAAGGACGGAUACUCGCUCUUCAAUGGGAAAUCGGAAGUCGUCCAAGGUAAGGGAAGAAGUGGAAAAAAUUUGUGUCUGCACUGUGCUAUCCGAUUUUUUCUGAAUUUUUUGCCCAGCCAAAAGAUUUUUUUUGAAAUUUUUUGAACUGAAAAAAAAUGCAAAAAAAUUUUUUUACGGUGCACAGCGUUCUGUACUUUUUUGGAAUGAUUCCGACACCGAUUUUUUCGAAUUUUUCUAAAAUAGCCCGCAUUUACGCGGGUGUCGCAAGGAAUACUGUAAGAUUGACGUGUAAAAUUUGCAGUGCUUAUAGAGUAAAGAGAGAUCUUUCCAACAAUACAACUUACGUAAAUUAAUAUGGAAAAAGAAAUUUGUAAUCAACGCUGAAAAAUGACCGACUUUGGAUUUUCGGCGCUAAAUAUUGCCCUUAGGCAGAUCUCUUAGAAGAAGUGGAUGGUACCACCUUAUGCAGAAUUUAAUUCUGUACAACAUAUUCAAAAACUACGAAAUUUUACUGCUUUUCCGUCGAAUUAUGCCUCAAAAAUGCAAUUUUUGCACUAGUUUUACCAAUAUUUUCAAAAUAUUUGCACCUUAAGGGCAUUAUUACAAAAACUGAGUCGUACAUAUUGAAGCUUGCAUGGUAGCUGAGCAUACUGUUUAAUUUUACCCUGUCAUCUUUCUCCAUCUUCAAGAACAACGGAGCUAAAGUUUGGUGCUUGGAGCCGGCAUAAAAAUGCCCUAAGGGCGAAUUUCAAAAAUGCGACAGUGCCACUGAACGUAAAAUAAGCGUUCGAACAGCCAUGCUCAAAAGGCAACGAUUCAAUUCCUUCUUCUGUCACUGCUCCAAGAAAUCCAUGCAACAUCAUGAACGCGUAAAUGUGUUCAUGAGGCCACCGAUGUUUCAAACUAUUCCGGAAACUCCCAACGUUGAUUUUUUCGUCAAAUUUGGCGUACCUGUAGUACAAAAAAUUCUAUGUUCAGUGGCACUAUCGCAUUUUUGAAAUUCGCCCUUAGGGCAUUUUUAUGUUGGGUCCAAACACCAAACUUUACCUCCGGUGUUCUUGAAGAUGGAGAAAGAUGACAGGGUAAAAUUAAACAGUAUGCUCAGCUACCAUGCAAGCUUCAAUAUGUACGACUCAGUUUUUGUAAUAAUGCCCUUAAGGUGCAAAUAUUUUGAAAAUAUUGGUAAAACUAGUGCAAAAAUUGCAUUUUUGAGGCAUAAUUCGACGGAAAAGCAGUAAAAUUUCGUAGUUUUUGAAUAUGUUGUACAGAAUUAAAUUCUGCAUAAGGUGGUACCAUCCACUUCUUCUAAGAGAUCUGCCUAAGGGCAAUAUUUAGCGCCGAAAAUCCAAAGUCGGUCAUUUUUCAGCGUUGAUUACAAAUUUCUUUUUCCAUAUUAAUUUACGUAAGUUGUUUUGUUGGAAAGAUCUCUCUUUACUCUAUAAGCACUGCAAAUUUUACACGUCAAUCUUACAGUAUUCCCUUGCGACACCCGCGUAAAUGCGGGCUAUUUUAGAAAAAUUCGAAAAAAUCGGUGUCGGAAUCAUUCCAAAAAAGUACAGAACGCUGUGCGGUGUGAUUUGAAUUCAAAUUUUUUUUUUGUGUUUCGCACGGCGCAGGUUGCCUCCAAAAAGUGGCAACUGCACUGUGCAAUGGGAAAUAAAGCUUUUGCAGAGUGAACGUCAAACUGAGGUAAGCUAAAACAAUCCGAUGAAUGGGUUGGAAAUUUGCCAAAAAAGACGCAAAAGAACCGAUAGCGAAGAGUCUAUUCCGAUCAUCGGACUCCUCAGUUUGACGUGCAGUGUUCUUUUUUUUGCACUGUUAUAUUUUAAAAAUUCAAUAAUUUUUUUUUUCAGAAAGCCAAGAAAGGAAAGAAGCAAACUGAGUCUGUCGAGUCUGCCGAUCCUUCUGUUCUGACCAAUAAAACCUCUUCGCUCAUGUUCAAGACAACGGGUACAAGCCAAGAGUUUCACUAG
Messenger RNA from Bursaphelenchus xylophilus (pine wood nematode), 6836 nucleotides. NCBI's taxonomy places the organism in Eukaryota, Metazoa, Nematoda, Chromadorea, Rhabditida, Aphelenchoididae. The record is from the annotation of a GenBank genome assembly.